This is a messenger RNA of Malassezia vespertilionis, 1983 nucleotides long. RefSeq lists its product as uncharacterized. Lineage: Eukaryota; Fungi; Basidiomycota; Malasseziomycetes; Malasseziales; Malasseziaceae. Bases 1 to 1983 code for a protein of 660 amino acids. The transcript has a single exon. The record is from RefSeq and is a predicted model, not a curated record.
AUGCUACCAGUUGCUGGCCUCGAGUCUGGCCUUCCGACACACGGCGCGCUAAGCAGCGCACCGCGCGAGUCUUGGAUGCUUGGCGGCACGGGCAUGCCCGGCGCCGCACAAGCAAAUGCAUAUUGGGAUGCUCUUGGCGGGGAGCGCACCGCGAGCUCGCAGUCGCCGUCCCGCUACAUGUUUUUCCGCGCCGAGCCGGAGUCCGGCGGCUAUUUACCGCAACACGCGUCAGCACAGCACGCUACCGCUCCGUUCUUUGCUUCUCAUUCCGGAAGUGGUAUUUACCCUUACUCUGCGCCAAUGCAUCCCGAAGUUUUGCAGCACACGCAGCGCUUUGGCACCGAAGGCUACACCUUGGUCCCAGUGCCCAACUUUGCAAUGAUGGACCAGUCCCAUGUACCGAUGCUGAUGCAACUCCCGCAUAACAGUACGAAUCCUGGUGCGUUUAUGAUGCACGCUGGAGAGAAGCAAGCCCUGCUCCAGUCGCUUGGGGAGCGCGACUCUGUGCUGGACGAGACAUGGAGUCGGCUGCGCAACGACGAGUCCGCCCAUUCCCGCGACGCUUCCAUGGAAGAGCUACUGGCCUUUUCGCGGCAAGCACAGUCAGAGGUGGGCGCGGGCCCCAAUGUGUUUGUUUGUCCCCACUGCGAGAAGCGAUACACAGGUAAACACGCGCGCAGCAUCUGGCGGCGCCAUUUGCAGGACAAGCACGCGAUUCCACUCGCGGUCCAGCCGCGCAGGACACGCUGGGACCGCGAUGCAAACAGACCGCGGAAUGCAGAAGAGCGUCGGGAGCGGAUGCUGGAAAGCAAGCGACGCUGGGCAAGGAAGAAGCGCGAGCAAGAGCGUCUUGCCGCUCAAGGCCUUGUGCAUACCAAACGCGACACGCCCGAUGGUGAUGAGCCAGAGCUUGUCUCUGCAUCCAAGGAAGAUUUCGAAGAGCCGAGCGAGGAGCUUGUGGCCUUGCGCGCUCGCUCGCCCUCCCCGCGUUCUUUGCCCACGCCGAAACGCAGCGCAUUUGCACCCCGCGACAUCAAUGUUCCAACACGUCUGCGCGACACCAUGGGCACAUUCAAGUCUCCGGGCAAUGCCGAGCCCAAACUGUUUAUUCCGUCGCCAAUGCCUCUUCAGUUCACGCCGCUGCGCGAAUCGUGGCGCGGCGCGCCUGGGAUUGGGCUUGCAAUGAGCCCCGAGCUGAGCGGUUCGCGCGACCCAAAGAAGCGCAGCGUUUCUCUGCGCAGCUCUGUUAAGCGCUCGGCUAUGGAUCGUGCCGCGCUGGCAUCCUUCUCGCGGGUCGAUCCUAGUCCGCGUGUGUUUGUGCCAAGUGCAACGAAGCGCGACGAGCCGCGCACCUAUACAGACCUGCAGGGUUCUCCAACUGCCCACUCUUUUAAAUCGCGUGAUGGACGCUCGGGUGAUCAAUUCUCGAGCCCACAGCACCUCGGCCUCACGCAGAGCCUCGGCCUCGCACCGCAUUCCGCUUCCAAGCAGGGCGUUUCUCCCAUGUACGGAGGGAUCAGCAUGACACCCACGGCUGGCGGGAUUACUCCAUACAGCAAGAUGCCGUUUGGGCUUACUCCUACGAUUGGUGGUCUUCUGCGCGCUGGGCAUGACGGCAUGGGAAGCGUGCCGCCCAGUGCAGGCGAUUUGUCCGCCUCUGGUUAUAUGAUGGGCUUUGCUGCGCUCGAUACGCCCUCGGACCUCGUACGGCGCAGCUCAAUUCAGCGGCACGGCCGCGCAGAGACCUCGUUUCAUUCGAGCUCGGAGCGCGACGAGGAAGAGGAGGAGCCCGAGAGUGAAUUCCAGCGGAAUGCCUCGCCCUCCAUCCGGCAACGGCCGCGUGUGCCAAGGUUGCCCGCACACGAGACGCCGUCUAAGCAGCGCUCCAAUCAUAGAACUCCGGCUCGUGCUUCUGGCGUUGGAACGCCCCGAAGCCCGUGGCAGCGCACGUCGCAUUCUUCGCGCGCCUCGCGCAUUCGGUGA